Molecule: messenger RNA, 321 nt
Organism: Effrenium voratum
Lineage: Eukaryota; Dinophyceae; Suessiales; Symbiodiniaceae
Source: the annotation of a GenBank genome assembly
AUGAUGGAGAUCAUCAAGUUGGGUGUCAAAGCUGACCUGCUGCUCCACAAGUACGGCGUCGAGUACCCUCCAUCCCAAGAGACCAUGCUCGCUACGUUUGGGGCAGGUGUGCUCCCGCGAGCGGUGCCGGCGAAUGCCAUGCAGGUGGUGGUGCCUGCUGGGCUGAGGGCUGGCGAUGCAUUUCAAGUUGCUGGCCCCACGGGAAGGAUCGAUGUGACCGUGCCCAGCGGAGCAGUGGAAGGUCAAAUCCUACAGGUGGAGCUCCCAGCUUCUCCGCUCGAGGAAGCUGAGAUGGCGCCGUUUACCUCCAAUGCUGCCUGA